This is a messenger RNA of Aspergillus nomiae NRRL 13137, 633 nucleotides long. RefSeq names its product YbhB/YbcL family Raf kinase inhibitor-like protein. The record is from RefSeq and is a predicted model, not a curated record. The coding region runs from base 1 to 633 and encodes 210 amino acids. Lineage: Eukaryota; Fungi; Ascomycota; Eurotiomycetes; Eurotiales; Aspergillaceae. The transcript has a single exon.
AUGGCAGGAAUUCUUCUCUAUUUACAGUAUUUUCUGGGUCGGCUUCUCUACCGCAUUCGUGGCCAUGAUGCUGGACAGAUCAUCAGGACUGCAGCCUUCGAGAACCUCCCACUGUCCAAUAUGCAGUUGGAAGCCACGGAAUGCGGACCGUCCGGCUCACCGAUGCUACCACACCACACUUGUUUAGCUGCCGAUAAGAAUGGUAGCUUCCCGGAACUCCGCUGGACUCCUCCGAAGAAGGUCGAAGUCAAAGAGUAUAUCCUGAUCUCCGAGGAUAUCGACCCGCCCAUUCCUCGCUUCGUUGUCAUGCAUGGGCUGUUCUAUGCCAUUCCACCUACGAUUACGGGUGUGCUUCCAGACGACACCGAGCAAGACACCAACACAAAAGAGCAUGUUACUCGGUCUGGCUGGAGAUAUGUCCCCAAUCUUCUUGGAAGCUCAUACGUCGGACCUGCCCCGCCCUUAGGACACGGCGCUCAUCGAUACAUCUUUACCGUCGUUGCCCUCGGCGAGUCCCUUCGGUUCGAUCGUUUGCAAGGAGUCAGCCAAAAGCAGAUUACAAAAGCAAUGAUUGGCAAAGUCGUCGGAUGGGGCCAGUGGAUUGGGCACUUCGAACGCCCCUGGCCUAGUUAG